CGCGCCAUUGGCAGGUGAAGUGCCGCAAAUCCUGAUGACCAAGCGCGCAGAAUGGACGGCCGGGGAGCCCGUGGGUUCAAACGAGCAUGGACUUCACUUCACGUCGACAGCGUCAAGCUUUUUGUCAGAACAUCUUCCGGGCGCGCCGAUCAUGCCCGAUUGCGUGCACUGGUCGGCAGACAGCAAGCUUGCGUGCGUUACGGACGAGAAUAUCAUGAUCUCGACGUACCUCAACAAAGACCUAAGUCGCUUCCUGCUCCACCCGCCAUUUCUCACGCGCUACUUCUUGCCACUGCCUGCAAAGCACACGGACUAUCCAGAGCCGCCGACGCUCGACGGCAUUCACGAAGACGAGCUGGACGCACCCGGCACGACAACGUGUCGCAUUCUGAACGAACAGGCGAGAAAACAGUCGUCGAAUCCGAGGGAAAUCUCUCUCACGAAAGGCGAGCUCAGCAUGACGUUCACAGCGGCCGUAUGGGGUCCUCGAGGAUCUGCUCCCAACAUGUCGUGCGCGAUUGCGACACUGACAUCAAACGGCCAAGUCGGCGUAAACUACCCGUCUGCGCUGGAUCUGCAGUGGAAGGAAGUGGUGUCCGUGUCCAAGCACCUCAAGCGUCAUGUUGCGGCCAACGACUGGUCGUCAACGGACGCUACCACUACUGCCGACUUGCUCUUUGCAGUGCCGUUGCCGCGAUUCCCUGUCCAGUACAGGUCCAAAGCGUCGGUUGGGAGAGCUUCCGACGCAAAGCGCCAAAAGGUUUCGGCAGCAUUCGUUGAAGCGUCCGACCUCGUCUCUGUCACAUCCCUUGCGUGGUCGACUGCUACCCACGACGCAUCGAGUGGCAGGAAUGUCUCGUACUUGGUACUGUGCGGGAAGGUGCUCACGACUGUGUGGCGAUUCGUCCACGACAUGCGUAGCUCGGAUGUGUCGCGGCUCGAGGACGCGCCGAUUUCGACGGGGGUGACCCGACAGUAUGGCUGGCCCACGUGCUGCACGUGGAUGCACAUGGAAACAAAUGCGUUCGCCAUGGGCACUUCCAGUGGAAAUGUGCUCUUGAUGCGAUUGACUGUGCACUCGAAAGGCGGCGGCGCAACGAUGGCCGUGGAGCGUGUCAUGAAAACGCCACAGAUGCAGCCCGUGUACGCAGUGCAGUACUCGCUGACCAGUGUGUGCGUCGGUGGUGGCAGCUCCAUCACGGUAUGGCCUGUUGGCAACGAUGACGACGCGGCCGACCCCCGUACGUGGGUCGCCCAUGCCAAAAAUAUAUCGAGCUUGGAGCUCAACCACUGCGACGAUGGGCACAUGCUGUUUUCGAGCUCGUCCGAUGGGUGUGUCAAGUGCUGGAACAUUCGAACGGGCGACCAAAUUCCCAUCGACUACCUCCCCGUGAACAACUACCCGAUUUACGGCCUGGCACUGUCCCCGAACGCCGUGCAACUUGCGGUCGGCUACGUCUGCCCUCCAGCGGCAAAACCUUCCCGGAUCACCCAAGCCGACACAACGUAUGCCCGGUUGUCGAGUGGCCUCGAGUGCUUUGCCGCGCCGAAUGCACGAAACGCUACGCUGCUCGCCAACUCGCUCGAGUCGCACUCGAGCAUCGAGUCCCUCGGUGACAUUUUGUCGUACUGCCACGCGAAUUUGACUUCGUUCAACGCCAAGAUGGCCGAAGCCCGUGCGUGGAUUGCUGACGAGAAAGCGGACGCGAUCAACGACGUGGUGCCGUUGCACGAAGAGUUUUGCGCGAUUUUGGAGUCCAAAUUCAACGACCAGUGCACCGCCGCGGAAGAUCCCGACCACAUCUCGCCCAUGUACCUUCAAGUCGCAUACCAAGUUGUGUCCAACAUGCCGACUCCCAACCAACACGCGAAUGUGGCCCGGCUCCAGAAGAAGAUCAUGGCGUUCUGGUGCGACUACAUGUUGCGAGCCGCGACGAAGCAGUUCAGCGGCCAACGCACACGUCAAACAAGUCUACCGUUCUUGCUCAUGGCCGAUUUCUUGUCGUUGGUGGCGUCGCCGCUGUCUGUCGAGCAUCUGGCGUUGUUAAACGCCACUUACAUGGCGUAUGGUACCCCCGCCGACAAGACGCGAGAUCUGACAGCGAACCCAACACCGCCAGUCCGUGAAACGUGCAGCCUCUGUUCCGCACCGAUUCCCCUCACUGAAAAUGUCUUGGAGCCUGUGUGCGACAACGGACAUGCGCUCGAACGGUGCUCCCGGACACUUCGUGUGAUUGAUAGUGUCGCCGCCAUGUGGAAAUGCACCGUGUGCGAAGCUUUUGCGCAUGGAGAUGAGCACGACGAAGGCGCGGACAACGAAAGCGCCCCGGUAUUGGUGUGCCGCCUCUGUGGAAGCUAUUGCCAGCGCGUUGAAUACUGAGCCAGAUAAUGCUAGGGUUAGACGAUAGACGAGUUUGUCCGCUGACUUUACGACGGCGAGUCGGGAAAACUGAGGCGCCAAAAGUCCUCCGGUGUCGCGUACGGUUCCCACUUGGCCCGGUGGCGUGAACAAGCGAACUGGUGGCCUUCAAACUCGUCACCCAGCGCAGCGUAAUAUUGGGCACACUCUUCACAAGCAUGGCCAGGUAGCGCCAUGCGGGCAUCGCGGUUCCGGACGACUUCGAUAUACUUGAAAUCAGGCCGACUGUUAGGUCGAGCGAUGUCCCGAUCGGAGCGACGUUGACUCGUCGCAGAGGUAGUAGAAGUUGUUGCUUUCGCUGCUCGAGUGGAUGGGACGUGCGAGAGGGUAUAGGAUAUCUUGCCGCCUGGGCGAGAUGAGUCUAACGAGAUGGCCUGCUCAACAGCGGGGGAAACGUUUUGAGGAUCGUGCUUCGCUCGCUUGAGAGGAUGGUUCAUCAUGUCCUUAAGAUCGGCUGACAUGUUAGCAGAGCGCGAAGAUAGCGGAGCGGCGACUUGCAUGGAUGAUCCCUUGAGGAAUCCAUUUUUGCAACCAAGGUUUUCAGAGUCGUCACUUGGACGACGAGUCGAUAUAAAGCCAUCUUUGAUUUGUCGAGGUUGCACUGACACUUGACCUACCAUCACAGAUGAUGCAGGCAUGCCACUCGUAACAGUGUCGCCUCGAGCGCGGAUGGAUUCCUUGGAGUCAUUGCGGUCGCCCUCUGCCACGAUAUCAUGGUGCAGUUUAGAUUGAUCACGAAAUGGCGUGUCCAGGCUAAUACUUGGACCUUGUGUGUAGUGAUUAUUCUUUUGAGUUGACGGCACUGUGUCAUGCCGGGCUUCCUGCUUUGCUCUUGACCUGCGCUGUUCCAACUUGCGUUGUUGCUUCUCAAUCACAAGUUGCUGCUGUUCGAGGGUCUUUUGAAGCAGUCGAAAGCGUUGGGCCAGCACGGCAAGCUUUGUUCGAUACACGCAUUGAUGCAAGCUGUCACGUCCUUCUUCCUUCGUUCCUCCUUGCACAAGCGUGCACGACGGACACAGUUCGGAUGCCAUGGUGCUCCCGCGGCAAAGAUGCUUCCAAGUUUCGC
Aphanomyces invadans is the source of this 3485-nucleotide messenger RNA. RefSeq lists its product as hypothetical. Gene Ontology annotation, cellular component: transcription factor TFIIIC complex. Lineage: Eukaryota; Oomycota; Saprolegniomycetes; Saprolegniales; Verrucalvaceae. Gene Ontology annotation, biological process: transcription initiation at RNA polymerase III promoter. The coding region runs from base 35 to 2380 and encodes 781 amino acids. Gene Ontology annotation, molecular function: protein binding; histone acetyltransferase activity. The transcript has 4 exons. The record is from RefSeq and is a predicted model, not a curated record.